AUGGCAGAUAUAGUGGGGCAGCUCGAGCAGGCGCGCAACUUGGCGUUUUCCAACCGCGAGAUGUUUCCACAGGUGCUUCGGCAAGUCUUUCCGUUGGCUGGAAACGCAGAUUUGACCAUUCAACGAUGGUGCUCACAAUUUUUCAAAGACGCUUUUCGAGCUUCCAGCGACAAAUUGGACCCUGCCGCCAAGAUAGACUUGGCUAUCGAUGCGGUGGAUACUUUGCUGUUGCUUAUGCAGGUCCCAGACCACGAAGUGGUGAAAAAUACCAUCGAUGCCAGUGUGGUGGUGUUCCGGUUGGUGUACAGAUAUGUGGCCGAUAAUGACGGGAGCAAUGGAAUCUGGGCAAAACUACAGCAGUUGAAGGCUCAUAUUGCUGGAAAGUACUUGACUACAUGGCCGUUAGAUGCUGCUGAUACAAAUGAAGCCGAUAUGAGACGCAAUAUCGAGAUCAAUUUGGAGUUGUUGAAAUUCGUCAUGCUUGUUAUCGACUACCAGCUGCGCUCGCCCACCCAACCAGGCUUCUUUUCGCUCUCCAAAGUAAACCCUAAUCACACCCUCAUGAAACCGCAACAAUUGGAGGCAGAAGCCCACAAGUUGUUGGAAAAAGUGCUCCAGGUAUUAGAGUGGGAUAUCCUCGUCACACCAGUCGUCACGGCUACUCUCACCCAACUUGCAUUCGUGGCUCACCGAAAGCCCCAGUUUAUAACGAGAGUGUUCAAAACAGUGGAAAACUUUGACCUGGCUUCUAAAUACCAGUCCAACUAUGAAUCAGUGGAAGAAUUCAAACUUUCAAGAAAAUACACCGACCGGUCCAUACGGAUUUUUUUGAGUCACACGCUCAAGUAUCAGCUUGUGCCUCCCAACUACCAACAAGUGGCAAACAAAAAGGUAUCCCAGGUUGUUUCCCGUGGAGAUGAAGUACGCCGAAGGGACAUUUUGGCAAUUGAAGAUCCUUCCAUCACCAAAAGAAAAUUCGAGGGCUUUGAAAAUGGAACCAAACGUCUUCAGAAUCUUGACUACAAAAGCUUGUAUUGCCUUACCGACCCUAAUAACGAACUCAACUCGUUUGACCUCACAACGCUCCCACCCAACAUUCUUGUCUCCAUGACUAUAGCGGCUUUAAACAAAGCACUGCCUGAGCGGUUGGCCAAGGGAUUGGAUAUCGUCUGCCUGCGAUAUAAGUCUGCUCUCCAGAGAGCCACAGGGUCUGAAGUUAAGAAACUGGAGCUGGACGACGAAGACGACAACAUGGAAAAUUUCAGUUCUGAUACCGUCUUUACGCUUCCUCCACCUCAAGCACUAAAUUUUGCUGAGAAAAAAGAGCAUUUAUCAUUAAUCAUUCAGAAUUUCUUCAGUUUGGCAGAUCAAAAGAUUCCUGAGGUGAAUGACAAACAAGAUACCGGAGCACAACUCACCCAGAUAGCUAUCAAGACAUGGAAGAAAGAUUCGUGGUACGUGCUUCUCACGAGGUUGGCUACUCGAGGAAUGCGUGCUGCUCCAGGCGAAGGAAUAGAUGUUGAGAAAGAGCAAGAACUUGCCGAUAUGGUGAGGCAAGCUAUAUUUGACUAUUUCCUCGCCAACAUCCACUCUCGAAUCGACAUUGUCAUAGAAUGGUUAAGUGAAGAGUGGUACGCAGAGAAGGUGUUUAAUGAAGGUAAAGCUUUACAGAAGAUGGCACAAGAAAAUAAUGGAGUUGUUACCGAAGAAAUGCGUAUCGAAGUUGACUUUCUUACCACCCCAACUCCAAUCUAUGAGAAAUGGAGUUCCAAGGUUCUCGACUCUAUGAUCUCAUUUAUCGAGCCAGGCGAUCGUAAGAUCUUUAUCAGAUUACUCUCAGACUUGCCAUACCUUACAGACGAGAUGGUUUCACGCAUCAAAUCAUUGUGCUAUGAUCCCGGAAGAGCCAAGAUUGGAUUUCUUUCGUUACAAUUUUUGGUAAUGUAUCGUCCACCAGUAAAGAGUGCUUGUUUGAACGUACUCAAGGAAUUGGCCGAAGGCGACCAGGACGAUCUCAAGGAGGAGGCUACGAAGUUGUUGGAAAAGUAUUCGUGA
Meyerozyma guilliermondii ATCC 6260 is the source of this 2055-nucleotide messenger RNA. Its product is annotated as RNA-processing protein. The transcript has a single exon. Gene Ontology annotation, cellular component: mRNA cleavage and polyadenylation specificity factor complex. Lineage: Eukaryota; Fungi; Ascomycota; Pichiomycetes; Serinales; Debaryomycetaceae. The coding region runs from base 1 to 2055 and encodes 684 amino acids. The record is from RefSeq and is a predicted model, not a curated record.